Messenger RNA from Exserohilum turcica Et28A, 462 nucleotides. RefSeq lists its product as uncharacterized. The record is from RefSeq and is a predicted model, not a curated record. The coding region runs from base 82 to 282 and encodes 66 amino acids. The transcript is spliced from 3 exons. Lineage: Eukaryota; Fungi; Ascomycota; Dothideomycetes; Pleosporales; Pleosporaceae.
GUUCAAACAAGAUCACUCCACUAGCAUCUUCCACUACAUUAUCCACUACCUUAUUCACUUCAAGACAAAAUUCAUCUCACAAUGGCAAAGUUUCAUGCUGUAGUCAUUACUACUCUCCUUGCACUCUUUGCACAAGGGGUUACUGCUGGCCCUCAACUGGUUAAAUGUAGUGAUUGUGUCAACGCCGGACAUACAUGUAGAGGGGGUACUGCCUGCUAUAAGUCUGAUGAUGGGACAUUGUUUUGCGCGGGAGCGGGUCAGUUUAGUCCUCGUUGUCCCUAACUCUAGACGAGCUGAACUGCUGUUGGUAGUGUGCCGAGGCACAGGGUCACCAUGACCCUUGUGCUAACAAAGCACUGCUUACCUUCAAGAAGGAACAUAAAUUGAUAGUCAAGUCUGGAGGAAAAAAAAACCAACAAUAUCUCUUAGAAAAAUCUCUUGCUCGAAGAACCAACUACAUAU